CCGCCCCUCCCGCAGCCCGCCGCCGCCGCCGCCGCCCGCUCCGUGGCCACUGCAGUGCCCCUGGCCCAUGUAGAGGUGGAGGGUCGCAGGGAUCGGUCACCCCUCGUCCUGCUCCACGGGCUCUUUGGCAGCCGUGGCAACUUCCAGACAGUGGCCAAGACACUGGUGCGCCGUGGUAGCGGCAAGGUGCUGACAGUGGAUGCCCGGAACCAUGGCAGCAGCCCCCACAGCCCCGUGAUGACGUAUGAAGCGAUGAGCCUGGAUGUGCAGCACCUCCUGAGCCGCCUGGGCAUCACCAAGUGCAUCCUUGUGGGACACAGCAUGGGGGGCAAGACGGCCAUGACACUGGCCUUGCAGCGGCCAGACCUGGUGGAGCGUCUCAUCUCUGUAGACAUUGGUCCUGGCUCAACUGCCCCAGUGUCCGAAUUCUCUGCCUACAUCUCGGCCAUGAAGGAGGUGAAGGUCCCAGUGGGGCUGUCCCGCUCAGCAGCACGCCAGCUGGCAGAUGACCAGCUGCGGCCUGUGGUCAAGCUCCCACAGCUGAGACAAUUCCUCCUCACCAACCUGGUGGAGGUGGAGGGCCACUACGUGUGGCGAGUGAACCUGGAGGCUAUUUCGCGGCACUUGGCAGAUAUCAUGAACUUCCCUGUCUUCCACAAGCCGUAUCCUGGUCCUGCACUCUUCUUGGGAGGGUCCGAAUCGCCCUAUAUCAGCUCCAGAGACUACCCAGAGAUCCAACGCCUCUUCCCCAAAGCAGAAAUCCAGUACAUUAAAGGUGCAGGCCACAUAGUCCAUCAGGAUAAAUUUGAAGAAUUCGUCACUGCUGUCCUCAAUUUCCUGCCACAGCUGUAGCACUGGGGACCAGGGUUUCUGCAAGGACCAUGUGGGUCCUGAGGAGCUCUGGGCAGUGAUACAGGGCUCGGGCUCUGAGGAUGAGCUCAGCUCAGCUGUGCCUGGCUGCCCUCACUGCAGUCUCAUCCUGCCUGCAAGACCUUCUCCCAUCCAGUUCUCCUGCAGCCAGAGCAGAGAGGCACCUGCAUCCUGCUGAGAUCUCCUGCCACCUUGCAGGGACAUGGGGUGGCACUGGCUCAGGACACUGUCCUGCCUACACGGGGGUGUCAGGCACACAGAGGGGGCAGAAGAGCCCUCUUGUUUUCCUGCUGACAGACUCUUCCAUGGAUCUGGCUGUGACUUUGCAGAAUGUGCAAUAAAGCUGAAUCCAUGCCAAGGCAGAA
Hirundo rustica (Barn swallow) is the source of this 1235-nucleotide messenger RNA. It is a transcript of the gene ABHD11, whose product is annotated as abhydrolase domain containing 11. The transcript has 6 exons. Gene Ontology annotation, cellular component: mitochondrion. Bases 238 to 852 code for a protein of 204 amino acids. The record is from RefSeq and is a predicted model, not a curated record. NCBI's taxonomy places the organism in Eukaryota, Metazoa, Chordata, Aves, Passeriformes, Hirundinidae.